GGUAGUUCUUGGUGCAACAGCUAAGUUUGCUAGCUUCAUAGUAUCUAAACAGUACACAAUACUUUAUGCUAUCAGUAGUGCCUAAUGAAGUGACUUUCCGAAAUACAUUCACUAUCCCCUCGAUGUAAUGCCAAGGCAACCUCCUGUAGGUUACGGCGAGCUUGCUAGGCAACGUUAACGUUAGAGGUUAGCUAGCUAUCAUUAUAUUAACCAUCAAAACCUUAUCUAGCCUAGUGUGUUGAUUGAGCUUUGAUGUUCCAGUGUUGUCUUUCUUUGCAGUCUCAUCUAGCGAUAUGUAUUUUCUCGUGUUUAUAUUGAUGUAAGUCGGUGUCGGAGCGGGCAUGCCUAGUGUUAAGGCUGUCAGUGAGACCAAUGCAGAGUGGCAUAGGCUACAAUUCGUUUCUGAAGAUUUGACCUUAGGUAAUGUUAUGCAAGUUAGCAACGAAGUAUUUAAGGAAUGGACUGGUUUGAUGAGCUUUGAUUAUUUUCUUCUCAAUGUUGAUGCAUAAGUAGGAUAUUAACAUAAAUUCAGAGUCGGACUUCAGGGGAGUUGCGGGUGAAAUCGAACACUUCGUGUAAAGUGCUCUCCCACACAGAUCACCAAACAUGUCGGAGACAGUCAUCAUCACUUUUCAGACUCAGUUGUCUAAUGUCUUGGAGACCAUUCUUAAAUCUGCAAUGUACGAGAUCACCAGGCUGGUCGAGGACAGCCUGCUUGAGGAAGUGGGCCGCGGGAAGCAAGAAGUGGAGUUGUUGCAGCGAAGACUACAGCUGUCCGAGCUCAAACUUAAGGAGAAAGAAUGGGAGAAGAGCAGGAGAGGAAAAUGUACAGACUGUGGAAGGAGCGUUAUCCCCACUGAUGAAUCACAACCUGGUGGAGAGGAAUGUCCCAUUGUGAAGCAGGAGGAUGGAGUGGCUGGGAGGUGGGCCAGCUGUGGAAGGGAAGCCUCAGAAACGGUACAGGAGAUUCCUUCCUCUGGCUCCGACAGAGAUUUCAAGGUCAUAGAAUUGACUGCUGUUCAACCUGCUGACCUGGUGAAGAAAGAAGUCAUCACAGAUCCAUCAGAGUCACAGGAUGCCGAGUCUGUCAUGGUUCACAGCUUCUCAGAAGACCAGCAGAAGGCUCAGAGGGAGAGCUUUGGUGUACUGGGUGACUGUCAACUCCCUGAGCCAGUGAUGAAGCUACUGGAUAUGAAAAACCGUAAGAGUGGACCGAGUAAUCAGGACAGAGGAUCCUCAAGAAGUCACCCUAUCAGAACACCUACUGGCCCUGAUUUCAAAUCAGACCACACAACAACUGCUUCUUCUUCUUCCCAGCACCAAUCAAGCAGCAACCCACAGUCCUCCACAGACUCUCUCAACACAAAGCAUCAUAUUGGGGCCUCAGACUCUGCAUCAGUAAAGCAGGAGGUUGUGUAUCCACAGUGGAGAGAGAAGGAAGAGGCACCUAGGGACAAUGUGGUUCUUAGUUCCUCCAAAGUAAAUAGGCCAAGGGUGGACAUUGCACCCCAGACUUCACCAAGCCGGCCCCAGGCAGAGGUUGCGAUGAAGAUCCCCCGUCCUCAGCUUCCAACAGACCGCCUGGCCUCUCAGCCCAUGGAGCGCCAUGAACCGGUCAGAAAACACAACCCAGCCCUAGCGCAGCCAUCUGUGGUGACGGCCUCAAGCCUGGCUUCUGUGGAAGUGGACAGAAACGCCUCUCUUUACAAGAGCUCUGCCACCAAGCCCGUCCAGCUCCAUCACCACCAGAGAGUUUACACUGGCGGCCGACGAAUCGGCGGCAUCCACGUGGCCAGGGGUUACCCGCAGGUGGCGGGCAUCAAGACUCACCUGAGCCACCACGCUGUCAAAGCACCUCAUAGCUGCAACCAGUGUGGGAAAGGCUUUUCUCACCUGUGCCACUUGAGGGCGCACCAGCAGACCCAUACCGGUGAGAGGCCCUUCUGCUGUGCCCUGUGCGGCCGGAGCUUCACCAAACUUAGCAACCUGAAGGCACACUGCAGGGUACACACGGGAGAGCGGCCAUACAUCUGCUCGGACUGUGGGAAACGCUUCACUCAGAAGUGCAAUCUGAAGAGGCACCAGAGAAUCCACUCUGCUCAUCUAUGACAGGAUGAAUUAGACGGCUGUGGGUUUGGGCUCAAGUGAAUAUGGAUAAUUUAUACUCAGAUAGCAAAUGUCAUAUGCGUCAUAUCUGUAAUACACCAUUUACUAGCAGGGUUUCUAUCAUUACCUCUACCUCUUUGUCUGAGAAUUGCUAAAUUGCCAACACUGGUUGGUACUGACAGCAGAAGGGAUGACUCCAUAAUAUGAGUGUUAUCAUACACCUCUGUUCAGAUAUUCCAUUAUCAUGUUAUCUAUUCAAUAGGCUCUGUGCGCAAACGUUUUUAGUACUGCCGUUAGAUUUCCGGUGUGUUCGAACCUGCAUCUAUUGCUAUGGUAAUUCGUGUCUACACGGACCCAGUUGAGUGUUGCACCAAGGGAAUCAACACGUUACGAUAAAGAAGGAUUUGAGCAUGUUGAAAUUUUAUUUUUUGGGAAAACAAGAUAUUCCGUGUCUUAGUGAAUAUUUAAGGAACAGAAUAAAACAGAAGGUGCCGUUUCAAUAAAGUUAACGCUCCACCGGAAGUCAAACGGCAGUACUAAGUGACUUUAGUGCACCGAGCCCAUUACUGUGGUGUUGUAGUGAAUACUGAUGGAUAGCGUGUUGAAGCAAUACAUAUGAUUAUUCAUUUUUAAAUAUUUACAGUGUGUUCUAUGUUUGUGUUUAUGUUAGCCACAUUUUCAUAUUGUAUUUGUUUCUCAAUUGUUUUGAUACCCUUCCUGCAACAGUUAACAUAAAAACAGUAUGCUUUUCUCCAAAGAGGUAUAAUCUAGCCCAGCACAACAGAUCACCAGCAACUGACACUACUCUACAUUGUAUCUACAAUAUUGUUUAAACCAAGGCAAAAUGCUUGGUAGUGAACUCUGAAUAUGUGUUCAUCAUUCCACAAAUUAUUUACCAUCUUAUGAUUGUUACCCCCCUUUUCAAAAUAACAUAAUUAUCUACAGGUGUGUAUUAGGCCUAUGCUGAAUAGUACACAGGGAAAAUGGUGUAGUCUGUAGUCAAUUUUGAUAGGCAAAUGUGCCACUUUGCAGUUAGUUAAAGACAGAAUUGAUCACAAGAUAUUGGACAGCCCUCUUAUUUACCUGUAACUUUUUUAGAAACGGUUACGGUAUACGGUCUUAAAACAUAAUAAACAGGAACCCAGAAAAGCAAUUGUGCACUCUGUGCAAACAAACCUAGCUUCGUACACAGAUUGUGGCUCCGUGAACUGAAAACAAAUGAAGUAGCAGCCUGUCCCCUGAACAAUAACAAAACACAGAGUGGAUAUGUGCGGAGAUCAUUGAAGGGAGGGGUGGGCUACCUUUCUGGUGGGUUCUGUUUGGUGUUUGCUUCAAAUAAUGUAAAUCACUCUGAACGAAAGUGUCUGCUAAGAGUAUCAACAAAUGCAACUUAAUUCAGCAUUGCUUACAGUCCCUCUAUAUGUCUUUCAUUUUCUAACCUUAUUUAUUUAAACAGUUAGAAUGGUUACACUGUAGUAAACAAGUGUGGACUUUGUUUUAUAUUAUCACAUACUGUCUGAAGCUGUUGGGAAAGUAAUAUUAUGGAUUUAAUUCACAGAAAUGUGCCCUGUUUUGUGACUAAGAUUGUCUUGUUAAAAUUGUUACCUUGGAGUACAGUAGCCUAGAUGUCUUGUUCCCUGACAUUGCGCCUUCAUAAACUAGUUGAACCAUUAGAACUAACUUACGCACCAUGUCCUCUUUAUGACAAUACAUACCUUUCAUUCCUCAUUUGUAGUAAUUAAAUAGUCAUAGAUAUAUCGUUUUUAUUUAUUAAACAAAA
This is a messenger RNA of Sardina pilchardus (European sardine), 3886 nucleotides long. RefSeq names its product histone-lysine N-methyltransferase PRDM9. The record is from RefSeq and is a predicted model, not a curated record. The transcript is spliced from 3 exons. The coding region runs from base 607 to 2109 and encodes 500 amino acids. Lineage: Eukaryota; Metazoa; Chordata; Actinopteri; Clupeiformes; Clupeidae. Gene Ontology annotation, biological process: regulation of transcription by RNA polymerase II. Gene Ontology annotation, molecular function: RNA polymerase II cis-regulatory region sequence-specific DNA binding; DNA-binding transcription factor activity, RNA polymerase II-specific.